Microplitis mediator is the source of this 8105-nucleotide messenger RNA. It is a transcript of the gene cv-c, whose product is annotated as rho GTPase-activating protein 7. Gene Ontology annotation, molecular function: GTPase activator activity; lipid binding. The transcript has 12 exons. The coding region runs from base 544 to 6507 and encodes 1987 amino acids. The record is from RefSeq and is a predicted model, not a curated record. NCBI's taxonomy places the organism in Eukaryota, Metazoa, Arthropoda, Insecta, Hymenoptera, Braconidae. Gene Ontology annotation, biological process: actin cytoskeleton organization; regulation of Rho protein signal transduction; signal transduction.
CUAUGCUAUGUCAGUACUGCUUCGGCCGUCGUGUUAUGCGGAUGCUGUUAUACCACGCGGUUAACCGUAUUCAGUAUAAUAAACGCGCGCAUGCGUUCUUGCUUGUAAUUUAAAAACACACUUUAUUAUCCAACAACAUAAUACUUUUAAAUAUAUUAUUUGUCCUUAAAACCGUGCUUUUAAAUACUCGCAUACCGGUUUCCUAACUAAUUGUGACUAUUAAAAUUAAUUGCUGUUUAAAUACUUGUCUUUUGGAGCCCGAUUAAUUUUUUGUCGGGAGUUCGGAUAAAGCUGUGGAUUUUACAAAAAAGUGGUGACGGUAUCACGUGGAUAUUUAGGUAAUUUGGUGGAUUGUGUGGACGAGGCGAAAAUCAUAAGUGCCCGUGAUAACGCAGACACUUGUGCUGAGUAAAUGUUCGGUUGGUACAUUAUUUAUUGUAGCAACCACGUGGAUAUUGGCUAGUCGCGGAUGGACGCUGAGAAAAGGUUUCAUUAUAUUUGAAAGGUGAAGAUGAAAAUACAAGUGGACUCUAGGUAGCGGCAAUGGACCUCAGCAGCGUUGGAGACCGGCAAGUCGAUGGAUCGACAUGCGCUGCAGUGGUCUCGUGUCUACAACAGGCACGAGAUCAUAAAAAGAAGAAAAUCAUCAGCAUCAAUAAUAACAAUAAAAAUAGCAAUGGCAACAACAACAGUCGUGCUGAUAGAUCGAUAAUCGGCGAAAGAGAGAGUCAUCAUCAUCUCGGGCAGAUCAUCGGCACGGGGAUCGCGCCGUCAAGGAAAAAAGAUCCUUACCAGGAAUUGGAACUUUACCUCGCUCGAGUUAUUGAGGAAAUUGAUGAAAUUAUUGUCACGUCACUGCCGUCACAAUCUAUUCAGACUCCAACGGAUCCAGUUAUAAAACUCGAAACUACAAAUAGCGUCAACAGUAUCAAUAAUAAUAAUAAUAAUAAUAAUAAUAGUAAUGAUAAUAAUAAUAAUAAUGACAAUUUAUCUGAUGAAAUUAUUCGAGAUAAUUUAGUAGAUAAAUCUCUUGACACAAAUCAAAUUAAACAGACGCAGUCUCUGAAGGCAUCUCUGGUUUCCAAUAAAUUAAAUUCAUCAAGCAAAACAUUAUCUGUUUACGUAGCGUCAUUGAUUCCUCAUACCCAGCCUUCAAAUAGUAUCGAAGCUGCGGCAAAUCAAAUAGCAACUGAAACUAAAACUGAAACUAAAACUCCAGUUAUCGAAUAUCGCGAUUUGUUGAGUGAAUUUGGAAUAUUGGAUAGCGAUGGUACCGAAAGUUGUACUGACAGCAAUAACUCCUUGGAAUAUGAGGAUAAACAGCUAUCGAUUAGUGAAGAUAGUAUUAGCGAGGGUAAUAUUAAAGAAAGUAGUCAUGUAACUUUGAUAAAUAAUAAUAAUAAUAAUAAUAAUAAUAAUAAUAACGAGUCCAAAGAUAAUUUAGCGGAAAGUGCGGGGGCCAAAAAAAUAAGCGGAAGUUGGCCGGGUAUUGACGAAGGUAAUAGCAAUAAAAAAAUAACAAACUCUGGUUCACAAACAGAUAACAAAUUGAUAUUGUCAUUGAGUAGUAAUAGUUCUAGUCUACCAGCGAGUCUUGAUGACAGACAAGACACGAGGUGCAAGGAUAUUCAGCCAAAUAACUUGUCAGAAUUAAGUUUUGAUAAAUUAAAUAAUAGUAAGUGUAAUUGUAAGCCUCCGAUAAAAGUUUAUGAAGGCAGUAGUUGUAGUAAUAGUAGUAAAAAUAGCUCGAGUCCAAUGAGUCGCAGAUGUAGAUCAUCGACGAAUUCAUUCGUUAAAUCAAAACUGUCGCCCUCGCGCACUCAAGAGGAGGCCACGGAUCCCGAUUAUGAUGACGUCUUUAUAACAGACGACAAAGCCAAUUCGCGGCUCCAGUUUGUGGACAGGACGCCAAGAUCAGCCCCGGUGACACCGACUGAUGACAAAAGUCUUCCGUUUAAAUUAUUUCGCAAGAAGUAUCCGGUCACUGGUAGCAGUUGUAGCAGCGGGAAUUGUAGCGGGAGAAUGAGCGACGCGAUUUUGGUGAGAGUCUCCUCGUUGCCGGAUCAAGAUCUACUGGAUCAUCAUCAUCAUCAUCAUCAUCAGGACUUUAAUAGACAUUUAAUGAAGAAAAAGAGACGUGCUAUUUCACCUCUGACACUUAGAUCGGAUAUCACGGCCAAGAGAUUAUCGGAAUCGGAUAAAGACGUCAGUCAAAUAAGUCCCGUUCAAUUGAAGACAUUUUUUCCAUUAAAUGAACAAAAUGACGCCGCCGUCGGUUGUGAUUUGCCGGUAGGGAGUAAAAACUCGUCGGAUACCAGCAUCGAGAGUGGAAAAUCGGAAAAAUUUAUAAAAAACGAUUUGAGAAAAGUUGGCAGUGAGGAUUCGCGAUCGGUAUCGUUACCAAUAUCACUUACGGCAUUAUUCUCACGUCUGCGCAAUGGCGGCUCCUGUUGCCCCAGCAGCCAGCCCAUUGAGAGGUUUAACAGCUCAAAUAUGGCGACCCAAACAUCCCCGGCGAUUUCACGGAGCUCGAGCUUUACGUGGGUCAGCGAUUGUGAUUCGCCUCGAGGUAUUUUAAUUCACGAUCGAAUGAGCAGUGAUGUUGGGGUUCAUCACCAGCUUCAUCACCAUCAGCCCUAUCAUCAGCACCCUCACCCUGACCCGUGCCACGAAAAUAAUAACGAGUGCCAGCAUCUCGAGCUAAUUAGAAAAUUUAAUUUUUCAGCAGAGUCGCAUGUCGAUAUGCACUCGCUAAGAGAUGAAAGUGCACUAGAUCUAGCCUCGCCUCAAGACACCGUCGACGACGACAACAGAUCCUCGUCCUCUUCUCAGGACCUCGUGCAAAGUCUGGACGAAAUUUCCUCGGGCAGUACCUCGCCCGACACGACUGACCGCGCCUCCCCUUUGGAAAGUGGAAUUGGCACCGCCAGCCCUCCAAGGAGUACAGAUCGACGCUCAAUCAAACCGUUAAUCAACAACAAAUGUUGUCGCAAAGAAACUUGGGAACGAAUACGUAGACGGCCGUCAAAACAAAACUCACGUUCGGAAAAAGGCUCCACUGAUGUAUGGGUUCGUAGAGAGAGUGUUUAUACUCAGACGAGACGAAAUCAAGAUAAAGACUCCCAAGAAGCCGUUGAUAGCAGCAGUGGAGUCGAUGAUACAUUACCUCGGACCAAGCCUUCAAGGCCAACAAACUUAAUUAUUGACACCAGCAGUUCAUUGAGCUCUGGAGAAAUGCUCGAGACGUUGGCACUUUCAUCACCGAAUUCGCUAUCACAGCCCACGGAGCCAACCGAAAACACACACGGCGAGACCCAGAUCCAGCCGUCCGACUCGCAGCCCGACCGGUUGUCUGAAAUCGAAGCCCAGGAAGCGUGCAAAUGGUUACGAGCCGCCGGUUUUCCGCAAUAUGCACAGAUGUAUGAAGAUUACCAAUUUCCAAUAGACGUGUCUGGUGUGGCAAAGGAUCAUCCGUUUCUCGAAGCAGACUCACUUCAGAGUUUGUAUCGGAGGCUUGACGCACUCAACCGAUGUGCAAACAUGAAGCUUGAUACCCAUCACACCCACCAUCAUCAUCAUCAUCAUCAUACCAACCAUCAUCAUAAUACCAGCCACAGCAAAACCGGAGGCGGAGGAGGUGGGGGAGGAGGAGGAGAUGACUCAGAUGAGGAUACACAGUGCGCAUUGAGUGAGAACUGGACGUUUGAAAAGAAAACGAGAAGAUGGUCACGAAUAUGCGAUAUAAGUCAAGCAAAUGUCGAGAGAUUGCAAGCAAUAGCCGCGGGGCAGCUUCCUUGUCCCGAUGACUCGCUGGAAGAUCGGCUGGAAACCGACGAACCUGAAGAAACGAUGAUAGUACACGGCAGUGUCAGGUUUGAGAACAUCACGAGCAAUCCAAACUCGGACGACAUGAGUCCCAAGUUUCGUCGCACUGGUUCCGAGCGGCUAAGAGACGGCGCAAAAGCAUUUUUACGACGGGUUGAGUCGCUUAAAUCACGUCGUCGAAAGCGUCAGAAUCGCGAGGGCGUCGUUAUCAGCGGACCUCAAGUCCUAGAUGUGAUAUCGAUGCAGCAGAAAAUGAAAGAUCUCAACUGCGUUGAUGUGUCACCUACUGGACUUACUCCGAUGUCAUUUGGCGACGCAUUUUUGCUCCCGUCACCCAACCCACCGUCAUCGCCGGUUACUUUACCCAACUCGCCCUACCACUUGCCAUCGGUCAAUUUGAUGACCACAACAAGCAGUCCAUUUGGCGACGACUCAUCGAGUUACUGCUCGGACGGUUCUCAGAGCGGCGGACCCACAAAUACGCCGACUAUCACCACGAGCUCAUCAACAACCGGAUCAACAAGGACUAAAUUAAAUAAAGCCAAGAGAUUUCUUUAUCGCGGUGGCGGUAUGCGGGAAGAUCAAGGCGCCUUGAGCGACUCUGAGUGCCAGCCGUCAAAUUGGCGACACAAGUACCUGAAGGAUGCCAACAGCAAUCACACUAAAGUGCUCGAGUACCUAACGAGUCACUCAACAACUCCCGGUGGAGAAGCUACUCAUCCGCAGUCGAUAGGCACCAGGGGUGGGAGCCUUAAUCUUGGCAAAGACUCACAGCGUUAUCGCGACAAGCUGUCUGGUCAGUCAAAGCUACUUGACAAGGAGCUAAAAGUUGUUGCGCUAAAACGCGAAGACAAACUCCAUAAGAGCUUCCGUCAUGCGCGCGAUGAUCUGGUGAUUGAUCGCAAGCAGCAGCAGUUAUUGAUUAAACACCACCAGCAGCAGCAACAAGUUACUGUUUAUCGGGAGAAAUCGCGAUCGCGUAGCUCGGAAUUAGUCGCUAGUCAGGAGAGCAGCUCGACAAUGGCGAGUCGUGAUUCUGAUCCAGAGGAUGAGUCACCAAGACACAAGGGUACUGUUGUUAGGUGGCACAGUUUUCAACGCGGUUCUUUGUAUCCUGAACCACUGGACCCUCUUUGCCCGCGAGCAAUGGCCUCUAUGUCUUGCGGACAACUACUUGUUCUGCGAAAACUCGCUCUGCUAAAAUUGACCGCCUGCAUGGAACGUUACUGUCCAACUCAUCGCACCGGGUGGAAUUGGGAGCUGCCUAAAUUUAUCCGUAAAAUAAAAACCCCUGACUACAAAGACAAAACAGUAUUUGGAGUUCCACUUCUGCUGUCAUUGCAACGCACUGGACAGGCCCUGCCCAAAUGCAUCCAGAUAGCGCUGAGAUGGCUCCGUGCCAACGCACUCGAUCAGGUUGGAAUAUUUCGAAAGAGCGGAGUGCGUUCCCGCAUACAAAAGCUCAAAGCGAUGACUGAAAUUCAAGGUGACAAUAUUAAUUUCGAUGGCCAGCAAGCAUUUGACGUCGCGGAUCUAGUUAAACAGUACUUCCGCGAGCUACCAGAGGCAUUGCUUACCAACAAGUUGUCCGAAACAUUCAUCGCGAUAUUCCAACACGUACCAGUCGAAUUGCGGCCCGACGCAGUUCAAUGUGUCCUCCUACUGCUACCGGACGAACAUCGCGAAGCGUUGGAAACUCUUCUCGACUUUUUGAAUCACGUCGCCAGCAACUCGCCGUACAAUCAAAUGACCGCGUCAAAUUUGUCAGUAUGUCUUGCUCCCAGCUUGUUUCACCUGAAUCACAACAACUCAAACACUAACAAUCGAUCAUCCAGUGUUUCGCCUCGACGCAGGAAGACCGUUGGUAUUCCCGACCAACGCGAGCUCUCAGAAAACAAAGCGGCACAUGACUGUCUUCUGUAUUUGGUUAAAAUGCAUCGUGAAUUGUUCAUGGUUUCAUCAGAUAUGUUGACGCAGUGCCACUUUAAUUAUAUGGAGGAAAGUGUUCCCGUUGGUCUAGAAGAACUGGGGUCAGAAAUGAAACAAGACUGGCGUGGUUACAUGUAUGCUUGUACAAGUGCUCUAUUAAAGGAAGCGCGUGAAAAGAGCCGCGGUUGGGUAACAGUGAGCAAUCCAGCAGACAGCAGCGUGGAAAUGGCUUACAAAAAAGUUGGAGACGGGCAUCCUUUGCGUCUGUGGCGAGUGUCGACGGAAGUGGAAGCGCCACCACAUGAACUGCUGCAACGGGUGUUGCGCGAACGGCACAUAUGGGACCCGCAGCUAUUGAAGUACCGUAUGGUUAAAAAAUUGGACGCGAACGCGGAGAUAUUCCAGUACGCGGCGGGCAACAUGAGUCCAUUACCGGCACGUGAUUACUGCGUCCUGAGAACCUGGCGGACAGACUUGCCGAAGGACUCUUGCGUUAUUGUUGAGACAUCAGUUCAGCAUCCAGACGCGCCGGUGAUGCUGGGCGGGACUCGUGGGAUCGUCUUGGCUUCGCGUUAUCUAAUCGAGAAGUGCGGAAGUGGAAAAUCACGUAUCAUGCAUUUGUCACGUGUCGACACUAAAGGAAGGACGCCUGAGUGGUAUAAUAAAAGCUACGGUCACAUCGCCGCUCUUUAUUUAAGUAAAAUACGUAAUUCAUUCAAGCACACGUCUGAUGGCCCGGAAAGUAAGGUCUGAGAUAGGGCCUCCGUACAAUGCUCGUCAUUGUACGGAUCCCAAGAGUCAAGCAUCUCUGACCACUCUUCAUCAUCCAGAGAUGACAUGGAUUAUUUAACAGUACCUCUGACUAUUGACGAGGAGUAAAUUGUUUUAAUUAAAUAAAUACAUAAAUAACCAACAGAGUAUAUUAUAUGUUAUAAUAUAUUUAUCAUGUGAAUCUCAAUGUCAAUGUUUCCAUGUCGACUUUAAUCCGUUUUAUAAAAAGAAAAAAAAUUUUCUUUUUAAUUAACACGGAUUAAAUUUUGAGUAAUUAAUAUCAAAAUGUAUGUAAUUUAUCCUCAGCACUUUUUUUGGUUGAAAUCCUCCAUCUUUAUGGUAUAGUACAGAAAAAUUACGGAGGUUGACGAAAAGAGCCGAACUUUGAUUAAAAAAUUUGAUCUGAAAAAAUUUCGGGGCCAGUUUUUGAAUCUAAAAUUAAUGAAAUUCAAAAUUUAUAUUUAUGAAAAAUAUGGUAUUUUAUGAAGAUUUAAAAAAUGUAUAAUAAUAUUCCAUUAAAAUUUGAUAAAAUUUAUGAGUGCUGAUAAAUUUGAGAUAAAUAAAAAGUAAGAUCUGAAUGUUGUUAAGUUAAAAUAUUUAUAAUUAUUAAUUAAGAGUUGAUGAUUAACAUCAACUGAAGAUAUAUUUUUAAUUAACAUAAGAAUUUUUUAUAUUAUUUUCUUGGACCAAAUACCCCUUUUUUUAUAUUUAACAAAUAAAUAAACAAUUAAGAUAUUGUUAAAAAAAUUGAUAAUAUUUUUUUUUGUAGUUAAAAAAUGUGAAUAUGUGUAUAAUAAUAAUAUAUAAAAUAUAUAUAUUUUUGUGUGGACGAACGUGUGCGGUCAGUUGGGUAAAAUGGGAUUGAUUGAAUGAUUGACGCAGUUUAUUUGUCUGCCUCUAUUGGUAGAGCCAAUAGCUUUACCAAAUGUCAAAGAAAGUAUUGAAACUACAUUGAGAAAUGUUUUUAAACUCAACUAAAAAAACUAUAAAUUAAAUAUUUAAAAAUUUAUUGAUUUUAUUUAGAGCCAUCAGUAGAUUAUAAGAUGCACUGCAUUAAUUUAUCGGUACCUGGGAAGUUAAACAUUUAAAUUAUUCAUCACAAAGCCUCUAAUAAAUAUUAAUGCCUCGCGCAUCCUCAAAAAAAAAUAUAAAACAAAUAACAAAUACAUAUAUGAACAAAAUGAAUUAGAUAUAUAUUUAUCAAUGUAUUUAAAGUUAAUACUAGUCAUGAAAUAAUUAUUAAAGUGAAUUAUUGAAAACGCCUAUGCGAGUGUAUGAAAUAAUAACAUGUAAAGUGUUCCAAUAUGUUGUAUUUAAAAUAUAUAAGUAUCUGUAUGUAACACAUUAUAGAAAAAAUAAUAAUAAUAAUAAUAGUAACAAAAAUAUAUUGUAUUUUUGUGAUGACAGUGCGUCAGUGGCAUUAAAGACAUGAUAACAAUAAAUGAAAUCUAUGUAUGAUGUUUGUCAUGUCUUAAAUAUUACAUCUAUAUUCUUGUAAUCAAUAUCUUAUCGACUGUAAAUAUGUAUGAUAUUAAAAUGACGAAUAUAUAUAAAUAUAUAUUAUAUUGAUUAAAAAAUAA